AACGUGUCGCCCGAACGCAAACACAUCCUAAGUGUCGGCUUCAAAAAUGGAUAAAAUAGCUAUUUUACACACUUUUAUGUGCUGUGCUAUGACUGUCGGUGUACGCAGUGAAAUGGUACAACUUAGAGUGAUAAAUGAGAUGCCAAACAACGGCUAUAGUAAUCUGAAUGGACUUGAUGCUAAAACAGAAGAAAAACUACAAGCGAGAAUGAAACCUGCAAAUGUAUCGGGACCAGACCACUUGUAUCACCUCGAUGGAAAAUGCUUCAAGUACAAGGAUUUGAAAUAUGAAUACAUGUUCUGCCCAUUUAACAACAUUACUCAGGAAGAUAUUCAAGCAUUUUAUGAACCAUAUAAAGGAGUAUUAGGGGUGUGGUUGGAUUGGGAAAUAAAGGACAACAAAUUUGCUGCCAUGAGAAUGGUUGAAGGAAGCUCCUGUGGUAUGCAUAACCACAGAACCACAAAGGUUGAAAUAGUGUGUGGAGUUAGAUCAGAAUUAGUUUCUGUUUCUGAACCUGAGAAAUGCAGGUACUUAGCAAAAUUUACGACUCCAGAAGUUUGUGGAGAAAAUGCUAUGGUGGUGUAUCCAAGGCUCCCAAGUGAACUGAGACAUCAGUGGGAUGUGCUAGAGACAGAUAGAAGUUAUGGAGACAUAACAGAAAAGGGUUACCAGAAAGAGCUUGACAGAAUUAUGAUGGCUGCAGGCUAUGUAGUUUCUCCAGAAGUGCAGUCAUCUCUCCUGGAAAAAGCUUCUGCAGAAAAGAAGAAAUCCUGUAAAGAUGAAUUAGAGGAAGCAAGACAGCGCAUCAGUGAACUUGAAGAAGAGUUGAGAAUGAAGGAAGAAAUUAUUGUAGAACUUGAGGGAAAAGUCAACUGAUAGGACUAGUUAGAUGAGAUGAAUAUUUAUUUGAAAAUAUGGAGAAAGCAUAUUUUUGGGGGUUGUGCCUUCAUUGUAAGAACAGAAACUGAUCAUAUUUCCUAUAUGAAGUAACAUGUUUGUGACUCAGCCAAAGGGCAUAAUAUAAAACAUAAAGCCUUUUUUGUAACAUUUCCAAAACUUUUAACAAUUUCAUACACUUUGACACAUGUUUGCCCUUUAUGCACACAUUAUUCGGACGUGUUGAAACAUCUUUUCAGUUUUUAUCAGUGUAUGCCUCUACCUUGAUACAGUUUGAUACAUUCCAGUCAGAGUGCAAUAUUUUUUUUAUAUAUUUCAUGUAGUUUCAGAUAGGCAAUUUCAUUUUCAUUAAUUACAAAUUGCAUCAGAAAUUUCUAGAUAAAACUUUUUAUUUUAAAGGUGCAUAAAAUGUUUUUAACAGGUACAUCAAAUUUGAAUAUAGGGUAAAAUUUGAAGUCAAUCAUGACGGUGUAACAUGGUAAAAAUUUUCUAGUCUAAAUCAUAUGACGUGGUAUUGACCUCAGUGGGAUGAAUGUCUUCAAAAUCAUUCUGUACUUGUAGGAUAUAAUCUUACAGGCUCGAAAAUAUCAAAGAAAAUUCUGAGUAUCUUGAUUUGUUGAUAUAAUUCAAUUAAUAACUCAAGUAAAUGUCUAUGAUCAGUUGAAUUAUCCAGUUGUCUGAUUGGACACGGAGCUCACUUGUGAUGGAUACGAUAAGAUGCAAAAUCUUAAGCAACUUCCACUUUUCAUAUGGAGAACAAUGUAUAUAAUAAGAAAAAAAUGGUUUCACUGAAUCUGAGAAAAAUAUUUAAAAGUUUCCACAGCCUUGCAUAGCAAAGACUGGUGUGUAUAAACAAUAUCAGUUGCAUAGUAGUCAGGUACUUUUCCCAUUUUAUUUGAAGCUUCCAAAAUGUUGUGCUUGUAAUCCAAAAUCAUACCAGCAUAAUAAGUACUUUAAUGGUUUUCUAUUGUUUUUUUCAAAACUUUGUAUGUUAGUAUAAAAUUUGAUGAUAUCAUGUUUAAGGUGAUCAUGGUACAACUGGAAACAGUGUAUCAAAGUGUUAGGGGUUUUGGGAUUUUACAAAAAAGGCCAAUAGUAACAUCUUUCAAGGUUUUUUUUAUGGUUGUAGUGAUUGAAACUUACAUUACAUUCCUCUUUAUUUAUGGAAUUAUUUUAUAAAUUUUAUAGGGGUGAUAUUAUUGUGAAGAAAAGUUUUUAUGAGCAUGAUUAAAUGGAAAGAGUCCAUAAUAGUGAAGUGCACUUAUCUCCAUGAAUUAAUUGCUCUUUUUUAAUGAUAGGGAUAAUGACAUGUUUGUAUUAUUUAGUUGUGCGUUGUGAGAGUAUGGUUUUAUUUUUUGAGGAAUAACAGUUUUCAGUUAAUUGUUAAAAUUCUAGUCAUUUGUUAAUGAAGAAGGAUCGCUUCA
Messenger RNA from Penaeus indicus, 2322 nucleotides. RefSeq names its product N-acetylglucosamine-1-phosphotransferase subunit gamma-like. The transcript is spliced from 8 exons. Gene Ontology annotation, cellular component: Golgi apparatus. Bases 47 to 877 code for a protein of 276 amino acids. Lineage: Eukaryota; Metazoa; Arthropoda; Malacostraca; Decapoda; Penaeidae. The record is from RefSeq and is a predicted model, not a curated record.